AUGAGAACUCAUACAGGAGAGAAACCAUUUACUUGCUCUGUAUGUCAAAGAAGUUUUUCUGAUUCAAAUACUCUCAAACAUCACAUGAGAACUCAUACGGGAGAGAAACCAUAUACUUGCUCUACAUGUCAAAGUAGUUUUUCUCAAUCAACUCAUCUCAAAAUACACAUGAGAACUCAUACAGGAGAGAAACCAUAUACUUGCUCGUAUGUCAAAGAAGUUUUUUCUAGAUCAAGUGCUCUCAAAUACAUAGAACUCAUACACAAAACUAUCAUCAAGCUGUUUAGGACAACAUUAGCAAACAUUAACCAACUGGAUGUUGUCGAAGUGAAAAAAUCUGGAUAUCGCUGA
Molecule: messenger RNA, 351 nt
Organism: Macrobrachium nipponense
Lineage: Eukaryota; Metazoa; Arthropoda; Malacostraca; Decapoda; Palaemonidae
Product: protein krueppel-like
Exons: 2
Coding region: 1-351 (116 amino acids)
Source: RefSeq, a predicted model, not a curated record